CGAAACAAAACUCGCAUAUUAAGUAACAUUUGGAAAAAAUACUGGUGACUUUCGUCCAAUUGUUCUCUUGACCUUGCUGAUAUUAUGCAAUGAUUCAAAAGAAGACGAAAUUCUUGCAUGUGUCUGCGAAUGUGGGUGUGUGAGAAGUUUAGGGAGUGUCACUCUGACCGCGCGUUUCAUAACCAGUGAAGUAUAUAUCUGCCAACUGGCUUCCAGUGGAAGAGCAGAACAGCCCGCCCGGCGCGUCCAGAGAGCUUCCACUUCUCCGCAGCAAUGGCCUGUGUCUCAGGAAUCCUUCUGUUGGUGCUGAUGGUCACGGCUGAGGCUUAUGUGGGAAACUCCAGUGAGUCCAGCUUCUGCACAGAGACCAAGGAGUGCCUUCUGUUCGACCUGGUGUGCAAAACACCAGAGUAUGAGGUGCGUCAUUACAGCCUGACCAGGUGGGUGUCGACAGAGGCGGAGUCCUACUUCAUGGAGAUUGCAGUAACCACGGCAUUCCGGAGACUCUUUAAAUACAUCACAGGAGCCAAUGAGAAUGGUCAGAAGAUCGACAUGACCGCUCCUGUCCUGGUGAAAAUGCAAGAGGAUAGGAAGCUACUGCAAUCCUCUGUCUACACGCUCAGCUUCCUGCUGCCAUCAGCCUAUCAGGCAAAUGCACCCAAACCCACUGAUGAGAAGGUGUAUUUCACCGACAUGGCGGAUACCAUGGUGUACGUGAGGAGCUACGGGGGCUGGAUGGUAUCCAUGACAGACAGAAUCCACUCCAGCCAGCUGAAGAAAGAUCUGGACAGGGUUCAGGCCGCUUAUGGAAAGGACUUCCACUAUGCUGUUGGCUAUGACAGCCCCAUGAAGCUGCUGAAUAGACACAACGAGGUGUGGUACAGUGUUGAAGGGGAGCCAGUGUGCACCAGCCCAGACACUCCAUGAAUCCCAAUCCCGGCCAUGGAGCAAUGAGGAAUCCUGGCCAUACCCGCUGGUAAUCAAAACCUGCUACAUGCAAAAGAGGCUGAACACAGUGGUUUCAUAGGGAAAAUGUAAGAAAAGAACAAAAUGUGAUAUUCUUUACAUAACAGUAAAAAAUGUUGAGAAUAAGGAAUGAAACACUCAUGAUGAAUUUCAUUACCUGGAGCUCCAUAUCCCUGUAUGAGUUGUAGUUUUAU
Molecule: messenger RNA, 1160 nt
Organism: Megalops cyprinoides (Indo-Pacific tarpon)
Lineage: Eukaryota; Metazoa; Chordata; Actinopteri; Elopiformes; Megalopidae
Gene: soul5
Product: heme-binding protein soul5
Exons: 8
Coding region: 274-927 (217 amino acids)
Cellular component (GO): cytoplasm
Source: RefSeq, a predicted model, not a curated record